Molecule: messenger RNA, 588 nt
Organism: Cryptococcus wingfieldii CBS 7118
Lineage: Eukaryota; Fungi; Basidiomycota; Tremellomycetes; Tremellales; Cryptococcaceae
Exons: 1
Coding region: 1-588 (195 amino acids)
Source: RefSeq, a predicted model, not a curated record
AUGGCGUCGUCCCAAGUCACAUCCCAGGUCUGGCCCGUGAGCAACGAUGAUAACUGCGACGACGAGGCUUGCUUUUCGAUUGGUGGUAUACUCGAGAAGGGUGGCACUCAAAGUCCUUCCCAAGCUGGCGAAGAACAAACAGAGAAGGAGAAGAAGGCACACAUCUGGAGCUGCACGUUCAUCGAACCCGACGGUGAACACAUAUACCGAGGUUCAUUCACGACCUGCUCCCGUGCGAGCAAAAGUUCAAAAGCUGAGAAUGCCGACUAUAUAACCAGGGCCAAUGAGCUAUCGAUGGCUCUCUACGAUUCCAUAAGGAUGACCAAGUCCCUGUGGGGUCCUGCGUGCCGUACAAGUGGGAACGUGGAUCAUUUGAUUGAAGCGGAAGAAUCGACCUUUCAUAAGCUGGUGGAGGAUAUGCCGGAGAGAUAUGGGGAUAUAGCUUGGCAUGAGGCUGAUCGUAACAACGCCGUGCGUACAGUCAUGUUGUAUGAUGAGGAUAGUAGUCAAGGGACCAGCAGCAUGGGAGAUGGGAGUGAUGUGGAGGAGGUAGUCGCUGGAAUGCGUCUUGUUUUGGCUGAUGACUAG